Molecule: messenger RNA, 2659 nt
Organism: Sorex fumeus (smoky shrew)
Lineage: Eukaryota; Metazoa; Chordata; Mammalia; Eulipotyphla; Soricidae
Product: tetratricopeptide repeat protein 30B-like
Exons: 1
Coding region: 5-2035 (676 amino acids)
Biological process (GO): intraciliary transport
Cellular component (GO): intraciliary transport particle B; axonemal microtubule
Molecular function (GO): intraciliary transport particle B binding; protein binding
Source: RefSeq, a predicted model, not a curated record
UGCCAUGGCAACCGGGACGCGCCUCCCGCCGGCGGCCAUGGCGGGGCCUGGCGCCGCGCAGGUCCCCGAUGGCGAGUUCACGGCGGUCGUGUACCGGCUCGUCCGCGACUCCCGGCACGCCGAGGCGGUGCAGCUGCUGAGCGGGGAGCUCCAGCGCAGCCCCCGCAGCCGCGCCGGCCUCUCGCUGCUGGGCUACUGCUACUACCGCCUGCAGGAGUUCGCGCUGGCCGCGGAGUGCUACGAGCAGCUGAGCCACCUGCACCCGGAGCUGGAGCAGUACCGCCUGUACCAGGCCCAGGCGCUCUACAAGGCCUGCCUGUACCCCGAGGCCACGCGGGUCGCCUUCCUGCUCCUGGACAACCCCGCCUACCACGCCCAGGUGCUGCGGCUCCAGGCGGCCAUCAAGUACAGCGAGGGUGACCUGCCCGGGGCCAGGAGCCUGGUGGAGCAGCUGCUGAGUGGCGACGGGGGAGAGGAGAGUGCUGGGGAGAAUGAUGCCGACGGCCAGGUCAACCUGGGCUGUCUGCUCUACAAGGAGGGCCAGUAUGAGGCCGCCAGUUCCAAGUUCGCUGCAGCCCUGCAGACGUCAGGCUAUCAGCCUGACCUCUCCUACAACCUGGCUUUGGCCUAUUAUAACAAUAGGCAGUAUGCGUCAGCUUUGAAGCACAUCGCAGAUAUCAUUGAACAUGGCAUCUGCCAGCACCCAGAGCUGGGUGUGGGCAUGACCACAGAGGGCAUUGACGUUCGCAGUGUGGGCAACACCUUGGUCCUCCACCAGACAGCUCUGGUGGAAGCCUUCAACCUCAAGGCAGCCAUCGAAUAUCAGCUGAGGAACUUUGAAGUGGCCCAGGAGACCCUCACUGACAUGCCACCUCGGGCAGAGGAAGAGCUGGAUCCUGUGACCCUGCACAAUCAAGCACUCAUGAACAUGGAUGCCAGGCCCACAGAAGGCUUCGAAAAACUACAGUUCCUGCUCCAGCAGAACCCCUUCCCCCCAGAGACCUUCGGCAACCUGCUGCUACUCUACUGCAAGUAUGAGUAUUUUGACCUAGCCGCAGAUGUCCUGGCAGAAAAUGCCCAUUUGACCUAUAAGUUCCUCACACCAUACCUCUACGACUUCUUGGAUGCCAUGAUCACUUGCCAGACAGCUCCUGAAGAGGCCUUCAUUAAGCUUGAUGCGCUGGCAGGGAUGCUGACUGAAACGCUCCGGAGACUUACUAAACAAGUACAGGAAGCAAGACACAACAGAGAUGAUGAAGCUGUCAAGAAAGCAGUAAAUGAAUAUGAUGACACACUUGAGAAGUAUAUCCCCGUGUUGAUGGCCCAAGCCAAAAUCUACUGGAACCUGGAAAAUUACUCCAUGGUGGAGAAGAUCUUCCGCAAAUCCGUGGAAUUCUGUAACGACCACGAUGUGUGGAAACUGAAUGUGGCUCAUGUUCUGUUCAUGCAGGAGAACAAAUACAAAGAAGCGAUUGGUUUUUAUGAGCCCAUAGUCAAGAAGCACUAUGACAACAUUCUGAAUGUCAGCGCUAUUGUGUUGGCUAACCUCUGUGUUUCUUAUAUCAUGACAAGUCAAAAUGAAGAAGCCGAGGAGCUGAUGAGAAAGAUUGAGAAGGAGGAAGAGCAGCUCUCCUACGAUGAUCCCGACAAAAAAAUCUACCAUCUCUGCAUUGUGAACCUGGUGAUAGGGACACUCUAUUGUGCCAAAGGGAAUUAUGACUUUGGUAUUUCUCGGGUUAUCAAGAGCUUAGAACCUUAUAACAAAAAACUGGGAACUGAUACCUGGUAUUAUGCCAAGAGAUGCUUCCUGUCCUUACUAGAGAACAUGUCAAAACACAUGAUAGUGCUUCGUGAUAGUGUUAUUCAAGAAUGUAUUCAGUUUCUUGAACAUUGUGAAUUUUUUGGCAGAAAUAUACCUGCCAUUAUUGAACAACCUCUGGAAGAAGAAAGAUUGCAUAUUGGAAAGAAUACAGUCACAUACGAAUCCAGACAGUUAAAAGCUUUGAUUUAUGAGAUUAUAGGAUGGAAUAUAUAGUUAUGCUUAAAAUGGCCUUUCUAAAUCUGGUUUUAUUAUAUGUAUUUGGUUUUCUAUCUGCAUUUUUCCUUUGCAUCUUUACAUUUGUUAUUUGUUAAAAUUAAUAUACUCUAAGAUUAUAAUUGCAGUAAUUUCGAUGUGACUGAAAGAGUCAAGAAAUGAGAUUAAAAAAAUAAACCUGUUAUAAUAAAUAAGCCUUUUUUAAAAAACAGGCUCAUGAAAAAGUAUAAGAAUAAUAAGGAAAGUUAUUAUACCUAUAAUGCUUCCCCUUUGUUUAUUUCAUGCUUGUUUUAUCUUGAAGGAAUCUGCAUGGCUGAAUUACAUAAUCCUAGGAUGAGGAACCAUAAUUUCCAGAACACUGUGAAUGUAUGGGACAUUAUAAAACAUCUGGACUUUAUUAUUUCCAGUAUUGUGUUUACUCUCAUAAUUACAUUAAUUUUAAGGCAUGUUCUACUUAAAUUUUAGUAGGUAUCAGCAGAGUUCUGAAAUAGUUAUAAUGCUCUAACAAAAUAUUCCUUAUAUUAUCAAUGUGAUUUCUUUAAAUGUUUAAAUGCAUUGGAAAUAUUGUGCCAUAACAAAUAUUGUGCCAUUACAUGACAAAUAUGGUGCUAGGAUUUGGAAAUA